GGCCUUGUUUAAUAACACCAAGAGGAGGGCGGAUGCUUUCACUCGGUUUUCAUUCAGUCGCUCUUCGGGCAGUAAAAAGGAAGUUUUCGAGUCUAUAAUUGUUUUUCUUUUUUAAAUCUAAGUGUUUGAGCUUUGCUUCGCCUCUACAACUGGUCCUGCGAGUGUGUCCUCAGGGUGAUGUCAGCUUCCUGCCUUGUGCGCCUGGCCAGGUGCAGUGGUUCUAACGCCAGCCGCAGCGGUCUGUUGCAAAAGGCUUUCGAGCCGCACCCCUUUCAGCUUGAUAGCCACAAAACAAAGUUCCCACUCCUCUUCAGACAACUUCAUGGGCCUUCGGGGAGGCGCUACAGCAACACCCGCUUUGAUCCAGACAGCAGUGGCCGCCUUACAACCUGGGAUUCCUUUGGCAUUUGGGAUGAUCGUAUUGACGAGCCCAUCAUGCUCCCCCCUAGCAUUCGCUAUGGGAAGCCCAUUCCCAAAGUUAGCUUGUCUAGGGUAGGGUGUGCUUCCUUGAUUGGUCAGCGCAAGGAGAAUGAGGACCGGUUCCAAGUCUCCCAAAUGACUGAAAACGUUCUGUAUUUUGCUGUGUUUGACGGGCACGGCGGAGCAGAAGCAGCUGACUUCUGUGAAAAGUACAUGGAGAAAUUCAUCAAGGACAUGUUGGCAGAAGAAGAGAAUCUGGAAUUGGUUUUAACAAAAGCCUUCCUGGAAGUAGACAAAGCGUUUGCAAGGCACUUGCACUUCUGUCCAAAUGGGCCGGGAAUGAACGCGGGAACCACCGCCACCGUGGCCCUGCUGAGGGACGGCAUCGAGCUGGUGGUCGCCAGCGUGGGGGACAGCCGCGCCAUGAUGUGCCGCAAAGGCAAGGCCCUUAAACUGACUGUGGACCACACCCCCGAGAGGAAGGACGAGAAGGAGAGGAUAAAGAAAAGCGGCGGGUUCAUCACCUGGAACAGUCUCGGACAGCCGAACGUCAACGGCAGGUUGGCGAUGACCCGCAGCAUCGGAGACUUUGACCUGAAGAAGUUCGGAGUCGUUUCUGAGCCAGAGACCAAAAGAGUAACGCUGCAUCAUGUGCACGACUCCUUCCUGGCUCUGACCACCGAUGGCAUCAACUUCAUCAUGAACAGCCAGGAGAUCUGCAACGUCAUCAACCAGUGUCACGACCCCAAGGAGGCAGCUCAGAGGAUAUCUGACCAGGCUCUUCAUUACGGUACGGAGGACAACAGCACGAUCAUCGUGGUUCCUUUUGGUGCCUGGGGAAAACACAAGAGUUCGGACGUCAGCUUCUCCUUCAGCAGGAGCUUCGUGUCCAGCGGCCGCUGGGCGUAGCCUGCGGCCCCCAGGAGCCCCCAGGAACCCCCAGGAGCCCCCCGCCAACAUGUGCAAUACAGGCCGCGGCCCUCCAGCCUCUACACAGAACAGUUCAUCCUGACAGUGAUGCCUAAUAGGUUUGACCCGUUGUUUAGAGCAGCCUGCUGUGCAGCUUCUGUGAAGAACGGGGCUGUAAACUCAUGACGGGCACUAGAUGAAAUAAUCCCUUGUUAUAUAAGGUUUUGUACACAAGUAACGCAGCAAUGUUGUGGUGCUAAAAGCGAAGAGAUGUCUGAACGGCAAGUCGAAAUAAGCUAGGCAGGUCUGCUCUAGUUUCUGAGAAAAACCAAAUGACGUUUUAAUUAUGAUGGAAACCGACUUAAAGAGGUUUCUUCUAUAUUUUGCCUGAUUUUUGAGGAUUUUAUCUUAUGCUUUUAGAGCGCAUCUCAAAGUUAAAUGACUAUCAUUCCCAGUAAAAGGUGGGAAGAUCCAGCUCUCAACAUUUGGCACUUGAUAAUCAGUGCAAUAAAUUCAAACUACCGCGUAAACACGCGAAGGGACAGAUAUGGUAACGAUGUAACAUCUGCGUAAAUCACAUCCAUCGCACAUCUCAGCGUCGCGUUUUCAGAGAGAAUUUAAACAAAGACUUAACCGGCUUGUUUCAGUCCGGACUGAUGUUAACAUACACAGAACAUUUUAUCAUUUAAAUAAAAGCCAAACUUCAACCUUCACACUAUUCUACCGUCUAGUUUAAUUAAACAGGAGUGGCUAAUGAUGCCUAACUUGUAGUAAUGAGCAAAACAUUUUAUAAUUUGACCGUCGCCAC
Molecule: messenger RNA, 2137 nt
Organism: Fundulus heteroclitus (mummichog)
Lineage: Eukaryota; Metazoa; Chordata; Actinopteri; Cyprinodontiformes; Fundulidae
Gene: ppm1kb
Product: protein phosphatase, Mg2+/Mn2+ dependent, 1K
Exons: 7
Coding region: 178-1329 (383 amino acids)
Biological process (GO): protein dephosphorylation
Molecular function (GO): protein serine/threonine phosphatase activity; cation binding
Source: RefSeq, a predicted model, not a curated record